UUACACUUGGCACAAUGCAGUCAGGCAAGUACCAGUAUCCUGGCAACUGCCAAACCCAGGCACAUCCAUUGGAUUGCCAGACAGAGAAGUGUUGGUCACUCCAGAGAACAUGACUCUACUUCUCUAGAGUCCAGUGGCGGCUGGCUGAGUUGCAGUUGUUCCCACUUGCUUCCAAUUUGUUAUAACACCACUAUUAGUUGACUGCGGAAUAUUUAGUAGCAAGGAAAUGUCAUGGGUGGACUUAUUGCACAGAUGGCAACCUAUCAUGGUACCACGCUUGGAGUCACUGAGCUCCUGAGAGCGACCCAUUCAAAUGUUUGUGGAAGCAGUCUGCAUGCCUAG
Molecule: messenger RNA, 342 nt
Organism: Staurois parvus
Lineage: Eukaryota; Metazoa; Chordata; Amphibia; Anura; Ranidae
Source: the annotation of a GenBank genome assembly